CUGGAUGCUGUCGUCUAGUGACUGCCAGUGCGGCCAUGCGCACGGCGACGAGCACGAUCACGAUGAGAACGAGGAGGAGGACGACCAGCCGGCACUGUCUCUAGCGUAUCAACUAUGGCAACCAUGGCGGCUAAUCGUGAUGAACCCGCUGCCAGUGCUCAUAGCGUCCGUAAUCGCCAACACAAUCUUCGUGACGGUCGGAGGAGUGUUACGUCUAUUGGCACAACUCCUCACGCUUCCUGGACUGCUAGUGAUACUUGUACUUGGGGUCAUUCUGGUUAUCCGUCGAGUUGCCUCGCUAAUGGCAUAUCCCGGUCAAUUGAAGCUUGUGAUCCGAGAGGGUGAAGCCAACUUCGCUCGACUGACCAAACGGCGACUACAGAUCUUCGCUGAGGCAGCUGCAGAGUUGGCUGCUGUACUGGACCCCACAGCCAGCAACAAACCCAUGAGACUUCGUUUCUUACAAGUUCAUCAGAAUUUCACAUUUGCUCUGGAAACAAUUAUGCUGCCGGUCAUGCAGUCACUGGAAAUUGUGGAACGAAGUGAACAUUUAGGAAUUAACGGCGUGAAGUUACUGCGAAUAUUACGAGAGAUCCAUAAGGUGAACUCGCAGAAAUUAGCCGAACCGUGUUCGAAAUUGUGUUCCGCGUCGGAGAAAACGUUCGAGACGCAGAGACUCAAAGCGUUUGGAGGCGAAGACAAGACGGAACCGACUCUAAAAACUACGGAGCAUACGCGAAUGAAGUUGUUCGGAGGGUCCUCAAAGCCAGUGCUGAAAAGAUCACCGACGGUUGAUUCUGCUGCGUUGGAAGCGGAGGCGGCAGCGAAGCCCAAGCCUGUGGAAAUGGCUCAUCCGUUGGUGACAUUUGCAGUUGCUGUACGGCGCUUACAGGCUGCGAUCCCACUGAUCGGACGACCUCAAACUGAUGCCCCAGCGGCCAGGAAUUUGACUUGGAUCGCGAAGGAAAUAUGUCGAGGAUCCAGCACUGAAGUCGACCAUAUCGCGACGCUGGAAAUGCUCCGCGCUGACAUGACCGUGCGCUUUGUACGUAGUUGA
This is a messenger RNA of Phytophthora infestans T30-4, 1057 nucleotides long. RefSeq lists its product as uncharacterized. NCBI's taxonomy places the organism in Eukaryota, Oomycota, Peronosporomycetes, Peronosporales, Peronosporaceae. The record is from RefSeq and is a predicted model, not a curated record. Bases 5 to 1057 code for a protein of 350 amino acids. The transcript is spliced from 3 exons.